Messenger RNA from Nematocida minor, 1383 nucleotides. RefSeq names its product 6-phosphogluconate dehydrogenase. The transcript has a single exon. Lineage: Eukaryota; Fungi; Microsporidia. Gene Ontology annotation, cellular component: cytosol. The coding region runs from base 1 to 1383 and encodes 460 amino acids. The record is from RefSeq and is a predicted model, not a curated record. Gene Ontology annotation, biological process: pentose-phosphate shunt, oxidative branch; pentose-phosphate shunt. Gene Ontology annotation, molecular function: NADP binding; phosphogluconate dehydrogenase (decarboxylating) activity.
AUGGAUCUGGGAGUAGUAGGACUCGGUGUAAUGGGAGAGAAUCUCAUCCUGAACAUAUUGGACAAAGGAUAUUCGGUGGGAGUGUACAACAGAACAGUGCAGAAGACAGAUGCAUUCAUUGGGAAAACAUCCCAUAAAAAUGCCAAGGGAUUUGGCUCUCUUUCGUCCUUGGUCCAAGAGCUUAAGGCACCCAGGAUACUUCUUCUGAUGAUUACUGCAGGAAGCCCCGUGGAUGCUUUGCUGAAGCAGCUGGAAGGACUGAUAGGCAGUAGCGACAUUGUAAUAGAUGGAGGCAACUCUAACUACCACGAUACUAUGCGCAGGUGCACUGCAGCUGAAGGCAAGUACUUAUUUGUAGGGUGUGGAAUAUCUGGGGGAGAAGAGGGAGCUAGGUAUGGGCCAUCGAUAAUGCCGGGAGGAUCGCAUGAGGCAUGGCCUGCAAUUAGCUCCAUUCUUCAGAAAAUAUCCGCAGUGGAUGAAAGCACGAAUGAGCCGUGCUGUGAGUGGAUAGGGCCAUCAGGCAGUGGUCACCUAGUGAAGACAGUGCAUAACGGGAUAGAAUAUGCAGAGAUGCAGAUAAUCGCUGAUUUCUACCAGAUAUUUAGAGGAGGUUUGUCGCCUGCUGAGAUAUCAGGAAUAUUCGGAGAGUGGAUGAAAAGCGGCACUUCAGGGUUUCUGAUUGAAGCUGUGCAGGAUAUUCUGCAGAAAAAGAUCGAUGGAAGCGACUGCUAUCUGAUAGAUCGUGUUGUGGAUAUAUCUGAGCAGAAAGGAACAGGGAAAUGGACGGUGCUUGAGUCAUUUGACACGAACACUCCUACGCCCGUAAUAGUAGAAGCAGUUACAGCGCGAGUACUAUCAUCCAUGAAGGAAGAAAGAGUUGCAUCCUCGAAGAUGCUCCCCGUAGGCGCAGAAGAUGAGCCAUCUCUGAUGGGUGCGCUGUCAGUUGAUGAGAUGAGAAAGGGAUUCCUUCUGUGCAGGGCUCUAUCAUACAUCCAGGGCUUCAACUUAAUUAAGUCUAUUUCUGACGCGAACUCCUGGAGCAUUUCCCUGGAUAUGCUCUGCCGGGUGUGGAGCAAUGGCUGCAUUAUAAGAAGUGAAUUUUUAAAAACGCUUACAACAAUCAGCAAAAGCACGCCUUUUUUCCAUUCUAGCAGUUUCAUAGAGAUAGCAGAGAACGGGAUUGCUCCUCUAAGAAAGAUUGUCAGUUAUUGCACAAGGCAGGGCGUGAGCAUUCCCUGUGUAUCAUCGUCUCUUACCUAUUACGACACCAUCCGCACUAGCAAGUCAUCAGGAAAUAUGAUACAGGCGCUCAGAGACUACUUUGGAGCGCACACGCUCCUACUAGAAGGAGAGAGCGAAAGGACACAUAUCUCCUGGAAAUAA